GCGUAUUUCUCGUGACGCCCCCCGUCCCUGCAACGCAAUAUACGCUACCCCCACUUCAUUAUUGUAGAGAGAGAAAAAGAGAGAGAGAGUGGAGGGAAAUGAUGAUGUGGGAAGGUGGUGGAGGAUCGGCGACGUCGCCGCCGGCUGGCGGCGGCGGUGACGGAGGAUCAGGAGGUGGUGGAGGGAGUAUUAGUGGGAGGAGGAAGCCGUCGUGGAGGGAGAGGGAGAAUAACCGGAGAAGAGAGCGGAGGAGGAGAGCCAUAGCUGCUAAGAUAUAUUCCGGGCUGAGAGCUCAGGGGAACUACAAUCUCCCUAAGCACUGCGACAACAACGAGGUUCUCAAGGCUCUCUGUCAUGAAGCUGGCUGGACCGUCGAGCCCGACGGCACCACUUAUCGCAAGGGAUGCAAGCCAACUCCGAUGGAGAUUGGAGGAACUUCAGCCAACAUUACGCCGAGUUCUUCCCGGAAUCCCAGCCCGCCGUCGUCCUACUUCGCCAGUCCGGUGCCGUCGUACCAGCCUAGUCCGCUGUCCUCCUCCUGCCCAAGUCCGACUCAUCACGGCGGCGACAAGAUGCCACCGCAUCCAUUUGCGUUUCUGCGCAGUGCCAUUCCCUCGUCACUGCCUCCUCUGAGGAUAUCAAGCAGCGCUCCGGUAACCCCGCCGAUUUCCUCCCCCACCAGAGCUCCUAAACAGAUUUUCAACCUGGAAACCUUGGCCAAGGAAUCCAUGUCCGCCUUCAACAUCCCGUUCUUCGCUUCCGCCCCCACCAGCCCAACCCGCGCCCACCAGAGAUUCCCCGCCACCAUCCCUGAAUGCGACGAGUCCGACACCUCCACCAUUGAUUCCGGCCACUGGAUGAGCUUCCAGAAAUAUGGGCCCAACAUGGUCCCAACCUCCCCAACUUUUAAUCUCAUGAAACCUGUUAAUCCUCAGCGCAUCCCCUCCAACGAUGCCAUGAUGUUGGAUAAUAAUAAUAAGGGGAAAAGCGUGGACUUUGGGUUCCAGAAUAAUGUAGCAGUGAAGGCGUGGGAAGGGGAGAGGAUUCACGAGGUAGGAUUGGAUGAUCUUGAGCUCACCCUCGGCAGCGGAAACACUCGCAUAUGAUUCUGCAGAUCAGAUCUUGCAUCCUAGUUCCUAGUAGAGGAUUGAUUCUUGUGCGAUUUCUUUCUUUUAACUUUGGUUAAUCAAAAGACCCUCUUCAAAUAUUUCUGGGUCUUUCUUCAUCUUCAUCUUCUUCUCUUCUGGUGCAAUGUUAGACGCAGAUAUAUGGAAAUUAUUGUCUCUUGCUGUUGAAACUUUGGAAGUGUCAA
Ipomoea nil (Japanese morning glory) is the source of this 1312-nucleotide messenger RNA. Its product is annotated as protein BRASSINAZOLE-RESISTANT 1-like. Gene Ontology annotation, biological process: DNA-templated transcription; brassinosteroid mediated signaling pathway. The coding region runs from base 99 to 1106 and encodes 335 amino acids. The transcript is spliced from 2 exons. The record is from RefSeq and is a predicted model, not a curated record. Lineage: Eukaryota; Viridiplantae; Streptophyta; Magnoliopsida; Solanales; Convolvulaceae. Gene Ontology annotation, molecular function: DNA-binding transcription factor activity.